AUGGCUCAGCAUAACAAGGGCUUCAUUCGUCCUCUACCGGGAGUUGAGCUACCUGUGCACAAUCGUCCUGACGAAUGGAAAAUUGAGCAGGGUUUGUCUGGCGCCAAAUUGCCAAUCCUAGAUCAGAGUGGGCCUGAGCCACGGAACAUUGAACCUCAAGCCUGGCCGGAGAUUGUUAAAGAUGAAGCCGCUAUCAACGCAGUUGGAAAAUCUGAGGAGCUAUUCCAGAUGGAACUGGAAGGUUGGAAAGGCUAUGUCGAAUGGGAGAAGUACCCUGCGAAGAAGGCGAAGGCCCACACAAUUCUGACCUCACAGACUUUCCCACCAAAUCCCGAGUUCCAGAUGGGUCCAAUUCCUGAGUCGAAUCCAGUCCUCCCAGGAACUCAUUGGAAGAUGUGGCAUCACGCACUUGGUGGUGAAUUGAUGAGUGUUCCUGAGGAUUCCUGGAAUACUGUGCUUCGCGAAAAGCAUCCCGAGAUGCUACAUCUUCUACAGUUUCCAUAUAAUGGGGAGCCCCCUAAGCGACUGGUGACUGACAAAGUCAUUACUCCGAAUCCCCUUCAUUUUGUUCGGAAUCAUGGUGGCAUCCCUCUCAUUGACAAAGACAAGUGGGGCAUGGUGUUAGACGGACUUGUUGCCAAUCCAAGAUCCUUUACUUUAGACGAUCUCAUGGACAAGACCAAAUAUCCCCGGAUCAAGAAGCUCGUUACCAUGCAAUGCUCAGGGACACGCCGUAUCGAACAGAUCUCUCUCUAUGCCGGCCAAGGAGACGAGGUACCUCAAGCUCCCUGGGCGGAAGGUGCAAUAGGAACGGCGGAAUAUGUGGGCAUCAGUCUCAAGAAGGUUAUCAAAGAAUGCGGAGGUCUUACAAACGGUGCUAAACAUCUCGAGUUCUACGGAGCGGAUACUUACUUCAAGGACAAUGAGGCCAUGAACUAUCUGGUCAGUGUCCCAUGGUCCAAGGUGAAGGCAAAUGAGGUUCUCCUUGCCUGGGAAAUGAAUGGAGAGCCAUUGCCAGCCAUUCACGGCUUUCCUUUGCGUGUGGUAGUCCUUGGUUAUAUUGGCGCCCGCAGUGUAAAGUGGCUCUACCGGAUUAAGGCGAUCGAAAACCCGACUCUCGCGCCGGUUCAGAGUAAAGAAUAUCUAUACUUCAAUCAGCAAAUCGGGAAAUAUAAUCAGAAGCCCACUGACGGUAUCCAGAUUCAAGAAAUGCCAGUGAGCUCGGCGAUCAUGUCACCAUGGACGAAACAAGUCGUCAUUCACAAUGGAACUAUUCAUUGUAAAGGCUGGGCUUACUCAGGAGGAGGAAGAUGGCCGGAGCGUAUAGAACUGUCGGCUGAUGGCGGCUUUAGUUGGUAUGCUGUUCCAAAUUCGAGUAUAUCUCAGAAGCAUAAGUGGACAUGGCGAACAUGGCAAUUUGAUCUCCCAUGUGAUGUGGAGGGCUGGAUCGAAAUUGUUUGUCGAUGCUGGGACAAUUCACUGAAUACGCAACCUCUUACAGUCCGAGCAGCUUGGAAUUGGGGCCUUCAUGUGACGAGUUCGGCCCACCGUAUCUCUGUCUACAGUGUCAAUAAGAGCAGGGAGCGGACUCGUGAGAAGCUUCAGCAAUUUGUGGACAAGAAGUCACCUAUUGCUCCCCUUACCUGGCCAGAGGAAUUUCCAACACAGAGCUGGGAUGACUACAAGCAGUUCUGGAAGGAGAAUGACCCGAGAGACGUGGAUGAUUGA
Exophiala aquamarina CBS 119918 is the source of this 1728-nucleotide messenger RNA. Its product is annotated as sulfite oxidase. The record is from RefSeq and is a predicted model, not a curated record. Gene Ontology annotation, cellular component: mitochondrion. NCBI's taxonomy places the organism in Eukaryota, Fungi, Ascomycota, Eurotiomycetes, Chaetothyriales, Herpotrichiellaceae. Bases 1 to 1728 code for a protein of 575 amino acids. Gene Ontology annotation, molecular function: oxidoreductase activity; molybdenum ion binding. The transcript has 2 exons.